AUGUUUUCGGGAUUUGGAGGUUUUAGCAGCGGUUUCAGCGCGGGUUUCAAUACUGGAUUUGGGGGUAAUUUCGUGAACUUACCUCAAAAGUUUGAGGAUUUAUUCAGAUGUUAUCCAAUAUCUAUGAUGAACGAUAGAAUAAGGAAAGAUGACGCUAAUUGGGGCGGAAAGAUAUUUUUGCCCCCUAGCGCUCUCAAUAAGCUUAGCAUGCUCAAUGUCAGGUAUCCCAUGCUUUUUGAAUUUACUGUUCCAGACACUGGUAAAGUUACCCAUGGCGGUGUUUUAGAGUUUACGGCCGAAGAAGGUCGUACGUAUCUUCCAAAUUGGAUGAUGGAGACUCUUAAUGUACGACCCGGGUCGCUUCUACAGGUGGGUUCGACAGAUGUGCCUUUGGGACAGUUUGUUAAAAUAGAGCCGCAAUCUGUCGAUUUUUUGGACAUAUCUGAUCCUAAAGCAGUGCUAGAAAACGUCCUGAGGAAGUUUUCUACCCUGACAGUAGACGAUAUUAUCGAGGUUAAUUACAAUAACAAGACUUACAGAAUACGAGUGCUCGAAGUAAAACCGGAAUCGUCAUCGAAAAGUAUUUGUGUCAUCGAAACCGAUUUGGUCACAGACUUCGCGCCUCCCGUUGGAUAUGUGGAACCAGAUUAUAAGUCAAUGCAGACAAAAUCACUUAAGAGUGAUAGCGAUCCUUCGACUAAAGGGCUCGGAUCAAUGUCCAAGCGCAUCAAAUAUGCUGAGACAGUUCAGCGUGCUGCACAAUCAUCUUCUGCUUUCACAGGACAAGGUCAGAAACUGACUGGCAAAUCAGUCUCUAUAGAGUCGCCACAGGACCUAAAAAAUUCUUCAAUAAAUCUAGAGGGCGAACCUACGCCUUUGAAUUUACCCGAUGGGCAACUUUUUUUUGGUUUCCCAAUUGUUCCGCCCAAGAAGGAGGACGAAACUCAGCAGGAGGACGACAAACCACAUUUUAGAUCUCAUGGGAAGACUUUAAGGCAAAAAAGUAAAAGAAAGGUUUUAAAUGAUCACGACAGUCCCAAGGCGAAGGCUCCCAAAAGUCCGGAAGUCAUAGAGCUAGAUUAA
Molecule: messenger RNA, 1083 nt
Organism: Lachancea mirantina
Lineage: Eukaryota; Fungi; Ascomycota; Saccharomycetes; Saccharomycetales; Saccharomycetaceae
Source: the annotation of a GenBank genome assembly